Molecule: messenger RNA, 3126 nt
Organism: Didymodactylos carnosus
Lineage: Eukaryota; Metazoa; Rotifera; Eurotatoria; Philodinida; Philodinidae
Source: the annotation of a GenBank genome assembly
AUGUCCACGACAAAGAGACAUCAGCUAACAACACCAGGAAGUUUAAACAAAACACUCAAAUCGAUAUAUGAAAAGCCACCAAUAGAUCGACAAUUACCAUCGGACAUUGUAUCAAAACCUACAACUACAAACAGUUCAGAUCGAUCUAAUAAAGUUCAAUCAGUAGUAAACUCUCCUAUACUACCUGCUAAAGAAUUGCCUGAUCUAAUAAUGGUUGGUGGUAGUAGUAAACUGGCACAUGAAGAAACGUUAACUAGUUGUAAAGCAACAGCUAUGAUUUACAAUGAUCAGCAAAAAAAAUGGUUACCAUGUGCCACAACGUCAAAUGGUCCAGCAAAAGUUCAGUUAUUAUAUUGUCAAGAUACAAAUACAUAUCGUAUCGUAGGUCGACAAAUUCAAGAUCAUGAAGUUGUUUUAAAUCAUAUGAUAACAAAAGGUAUCAAAUAUAAUCGUGCAACACCCACAUUUCAUCAAUGGCGUGAUCAAUUAUCAGUCUAUGGCUUAAACUUUAUGACUAAGACAGAAGCAGAUCAGUUUGGAACAUGUAUGGGUAAAAUUUUAGAAACUGUCAGCAAUAAUAAUAUUCCAACGAUACCGAUAGAAGUUAUUCAUAAUAACAAUAAUAAUGGAUUAUCUUCUAUUCCUGUUUCUUCUCCUUCCUUCCCAUCGUCAACAAUUUCUCGCAAUUCUACAAGUACAAAUAUAAAUACACGACAAUCAAGUCAGCCGCCCGUCACCCCCUCAAAUACUUCUUCUUCCUCUGCUAUAUCUUUACACGAUGACAAAAAUAAACAACAACCAUUGCUGAAUAAUAAUUCCGGCGAAAAACAACAGCAACAAAAUUACGGUACACAUUCACGUCAAAAUUCGAACUCAUCAUCAUCAAAUACAACAUAUUAUACCCCAAAUACACAACAGCAACAAUAUACGACGACAAAUAGUCAUAUUUCGUCACAAUCAAAUCAUAAUUCAUUAAACGAUGAGGAUGAAGCCAACAAUCAUUAUGCGUUAAUAUCGGAUUCAUUUUCUUAUACAGAUUCUUAUAAUAAUAAUCGAACAACUACUAAUACAGUUCCAAGACCUUCAUCACCGCAAAAAAUGGCCGCUGCUCCUCCACCUCCACCACCACCUCCUCCUCCUCCUCCUGGUGGUCUUUUCGCAGCACCAGCAGCAAAAGAUCAGCAAUCUCUAUUAAAUCCACCUAACAACAAUACGACUGUACGUAAAACCAGUACAACGGCAGGUCCACCAUCCAUGGAUCUUAUGACAGAAAUGCAACAGAAAAUAGCUUUGCGUCGACGACGAGUAGGCGAUUCUGAUAAAACCAGUACAGAUCAACCAGCUGCUGAAUCUACUUCUACAGGAAAAGUGAAUACAUUAAAACCAUCAACGGCUUCUAGUGCAGGAACAUCAAAUUCUACGACAAACGCUUCACUUGCUCCUACGUCACCUAGAGUCUCAAGAAAGACCGAUUCACUUUCAACAGGAGGACAAAUAAAUUUAACAUCAAACGAUAUCGAAAAAUUGAAGCAUGACAUAAUAAUCGAAAUUUUAAAACAAUAUUUGAUUAAGAGUAGCAUGAUGGACUUGAAUACUCAACGUAAAACUAUGCCUCGUUCAAUAAUAUUUCAAAAAAUGGAACGGAUUGUUAAAGCAAUGCAACAUCCAGAAAAUGGUGUCCCAGUUCGAAAUAAAAAAUUAUUUUUAACAACUGUGCCAAAUGCCUUCACGGGUAGUGAUAUAACCGAAUGGAUGAUGGAUAAACUCAACAUAAAAGAUCCUUUAGAAGCAUUACACUUGGCUACGUUACUUUGCCAAUAUGGUUAUUUUUUUCAUGUAACAACAAAUGGUGCAAUACAAAUCAAAGAAGAUGGUGAAUUAUUUCGUUUUCAGGCUCCAUAUUUCUGGGUGUCAACAAAUUGGACAAUAGGAAAUUCAGACUACGCAAUUUAUUUAACGAAGCGAAGCUUAAGAGAUCAUCAACGAUAUGGCUUAGACGAAUAUGAAACUACAGUAGUCAGAUCUGGUAUUUAUCUUUGUAUUCAGCGUGUCUUGGAGAACCUAAAGAAAAAACUGCUUCACCAAUGGGAUUUUGUUACCAUGCAAGCCGAAUCUCAAUUCAAAGUUUUGAGAGAUCGUAAAAAAACGGAUAAGACAAUUAUUGACAGUCAAGAACGUGCAUUCUGGAGUGUUAUGCGACCAUUGCCUGAUGAAACAUCUGUCCUACAGACGGACAUUCGAAAUGAUUUGUAUACCUAUCGGCCGAUGAAACGAGAAGAUGCGGUAAAAAAACGAAUUGAAUACCUUCAACAAGCUCUUAGCAACAGAGUUCGUACAAAAGUUUCUCAAACUCAUCAGAGUUUAUGUGCAUAUUUUGAAAUAUUUUCCGAUUAUGAUCCGUUUCUUGGACAUUGUCAACCGUCGAACCCAUGGAUUACAGAAGAUACGUUAAUGUGGGAUGUUCUGGCACCACUUGUUGACAAUCCUGUUCAAUUGCGUGUUCGUCGUUGGUCAUUUAAUGUGAAAGAAUUAUUGCGUGAUGAAACGGGUGUUCGACAAUUUAUGAAAUUUUGUGAAGUAGAAUUUUCAACAGAAAGUCUUAAUUUUUAUACUCAAGUACAAGAAAUACGGAAGUGUCCAUUAAGUCAACUUAAACAAAAAGCUGAAAUACUCUAUCGUGAACAUUUGGCCCCGAAUGCGCCACAUGAAGUCAAUAUCAAUGAUAUGAUCAGAAGUAAAAUUAUUAAGCAAUUACAUAAUCCAAGCAGGGAUAUUUUUCUUGAAGCUGAAAGACAUAUUAUCGAAUUAAUUAAAAAGAAUAGUUAUCCACGUUUUAUUCAAUCAGAAUACUAUCAGCAAUUGUUGAUGAAUGCUCCGAAUCCGAUGCCAAAGAAAAAUGGGAUAUUUCAUUUCGUCAAAGGCAAUUACGUUCGUACGUCAGACUCAUCAAGUUCGGAUUAUGACUCUGAUGACUCAGAAGAUCCUAAUCGCAAGCACAAUGUGGUAGUUGGUAGCGGUGACAAGGAAACAAAACAACAAAAUAUUACAGUAACAUCACAACCAACGAGCAGACCGGGUAUUGCUGCAGCGGUAACAAUAGCAUCAAAUGUGGUAGACAAACGUUGA